Molecule: messenger RNA, 3214 nt
Organism: Erpetoichthys calabaricus (reedfish)
Lineage: Eukaryota; Metazoa; Chordata; Cladistia; Polypteriformes; Polypteridae
Gene: igdcc3
Product: immunoglobulin superfamily, DCC subclass, member 3
Exons: 14
Coding region: 112-2382 (756 amino acids)
Biological process (GO): cell-cell adhesion; axon guidance
Cellular component (GO): axon; plasma membrane
Molecular function (GO): protein binding
Source: RefSeq, a predicted model, not a curated record
GCGCGCUGGAGACACAUUAGAGAUGCUCAGGAAAGCCGUAUCGAUGUGCAAAAUGGCGCAGACGCUGUCGACCCCUCCGGCCGCCCAUUGUUCUCGCUGAGGGACCGCCGAAUGGCUGUCGGGCCGGGACGCGUGCUGCCGCUACCGCUCCUGCUCCUUCUGCUAGUACCUGACACAGGCCACUCUGCGGAGCUGGCCUUCUUCAUUGAGCCAAGCGAUGUCAUUGCAGUUCAGGAGCAGCCCCUCAUGUUGACUUGUCAGGUGGAUGGCAGCCAGCCAAUCACAACAACAUGGAGGCGGAACGGUACACUUCUACUGGACAGCGAGAACAACUUUAUGCUUCCCAAUGGAUCUUUGGUUAUUGUCAAAUUUCAGAAGACAAAGUCUGAUGGUUCAUCCGAUGAAGGGGACUAUGAAUGUGUGGCUCAGAACCAUUUUGGGUUAUUGGUCAGUCGGAAGGCUAAAGUUUUGGCAGCAACAAUGGGUGAUUUCCAAGUUCAUCCUCAGUCUAUUCUUGUUGAAGAAGGUGAUGCUGGUCGAUUCCAGUGUCAGAUACAUGGCCUGCCAGAACCAGUGAUCAGCUGGGAGAAGAACGGGGCUCCAGUGAAUCCAGCUGACAAGAGGUAUACACUUCUGCCUACCGGAGUCCUGCAGAUUUCUGGGAUUCGUGUUGAAGACAGUGGGGUAUUCCGCUGUGUGGCAAGGAAUAUUGCAAAUGUCAAGCGCAGCUUGGAGGCUAGCCUCACAGUGUCUGGCUCCCAUUCAGCGGUUUACAAAGAACCCACAAUUUUGGUGGGCCCAGAGAACCUGACUCUAACUGUCCAUCAGACAGCAAUUUUGGAGUGUGUGGCGACAGGUUAUCCACAGCCCAUUGUUUCCUGGAGCCGACUUGAUGGUCGUCCUAUUGGAGUGGAAGGUAUCCAGGUGCUUGGUUCAGGCAACUUGAUGAUAUCUGACCUCUCAGUGCAGCACUCUGGGGUCUACGUGUGUGCUGCCAACAAGCCUGGGACUCGUGUACGAAGGACUGCUCAGGGACAUCUUGUGGUACAAGCCCCUGCAGCGUUUGUGCAAUCACCUCAGUCCAUCUCGCGGCCACUGGGCACAACAGCUUUGUUUACCUGCUUGGCUCAGGGUGAACCUCUUCCACAAAUCACCUGGCUGAAAAAUGGACAGGUGCUGCAGCCCAGUAGUCAUGUGAAGCUGAAGAACAAUAAUAGCACCCUUGUGAUCUAUGGGAUUAGCCAAGAGGAUGAAGCAAUCUACCAGUGCAUCGCAGAAAACAGUGCUGGCUCUACUCAGGCUAGUGCCCACCUCACUGUGCUGCUCUCUGAUGGGCUCCCAGGGCCCCCUCAGGAUGUGAGAGCUGUGGCAGUUUCAGCCACUACCAUUCAGGUGUCCUGGAACGAGCCCUUGCACAACACACAGGACAUCAUCGGUUAUGUGCUGCACAUCCGGCGGACAACAGAUCCCUUUGAAAUGGAGUAUCAGGAAGCUGUUGGCAAAGGCACAUUGCAGCAGUUAGUGGGUGAUCUUGAGCCGUCAUCCAGCUACUCAUUUUAUGUGAAGGCAUAUUCCUCUCGAGGGGCUAGCAAGCCUUCCGAUUUGGCAGUGGCAAAGACGCUGGGAGAAGUUCCUGCGUCUCCUUCACUCUUUAUUAAAGUUUUAAACAGCACAUCCAUUCAGGCCAUGUGGGAAGCCUCUUCCAGAUUAGGGACGCACAGCGGAUUUAAACUGUACUACCGCAAGCUGCACGCGUCACGUUUCAUCGGUCCACUACUGGUGCCCAGCAAUGUUACAAAUUUAAACCUCACUCAGCUUGAUAGAUUUGGUGUCUAUGAAGUGAAGCUUCUUGCCUACAACCAGUAUGGAGAUGGGAACUCUACAGUCCGUUUUGUCUCACUGCGAGAGACAGGCAGCCAUGCAGUGCUGAAUUCCCCAUGUGAGUGUGGCAAGGAUGAGCAGGACAGAACCACCACACCUGGCAUUGUGAUAGGAAUUCACAUUGGCGUGACAUGCAUUGUCUUCUGUGUCAUCUUUAUUAUGUUUGGCUACAGAGGCAGACUGGUUAUGUGCUCACAUGCACCCAACCACAUGCCAGCAAACACUGCAUCACAAAAUCACAGUCCAGUGCACACUGGAGUGGCAGUCAGCAAUAGGAUGCUGGGAGAAUGCAAUGAUUCCAGUAGCCCUGAGAAGUCCUCCAAAAAUAAGGAACUGCAAAGAUUAUUCUCAGAAGCUGCAGUGCAGGGGGCGUUGGGUAAUGGUUGCCAGGUGCUGUCUUCCCUUGAUAUCCCGCAGGUGUCCACACUCCCUAUGGAGGAGCUUACCAUUUCAGAAGAGGCACGGUGCAGCCAGACAGUUCCUGCACCCAAAGAUGGGUGAUCAGUCUGGUGCUCUCGGAUUCUGUCCGUUCUCAGGUCCUUGUCGUUUCGACAACCUCUCUUCAAGGUGGAUGUCAAGUGUCUCAGGAUUCAAAACUACCUCAGCCGGCGUGAAUGUCUUCCUCUCCAGUGUGAAGCACUUCCACUCCUGGACGGCAAUCCUGUGUCUACCUCGUUCAGGCAGCGCAUAUCCUGGACAAAUUCUUUCUAAUUCCAUUGUAGUCGUGUGUUUUCUAGAGGAGCGUUGCACUGUUACUGAAGAUGCUGAUACGGCGUCUUGUGAUCAUCUUCUGCUAGACUGUGCACCCUUGUGAACUUCAGUAGUAGUUCUUUUAUCUGUGGAAAUGGAGUGACCUCCAGCCUGUGGUCUGUGUGUGUGCGUGUCUCCCCCUUUCUCAAGUGACAUUAGAAAGUGUUUACAUGUGCCACUCUGGGUCAGGUCAAGCUGUGCCGGUUUCUCAUUUGAUACUGGCAGGGUAAAGCAGUUCCUCAGUAAUGCUCUUUGGAAAGCCGCCAAAGCGGCCCCUGUGCCGGCUGGCCGGCUCUGCUCCUCCAGCUGUUUUAGGGUGCAACAGGGUCCAUUUUGAUUGUCAGCCCAGGUAUAUAUAUAUAUAUAUAUGUGUAUAUAUAUUUUUCUUUUUUUUUUCUAAAUAAAUCUGCUUCCUCGUGGUGCUGAAAAUGUCAAUUAGUGGGAGAGGAGCAGAAAGCAUUGUCCCCUGCCCCGGCCCACUUUAUUAUAGCAUCUCCUUGCUGCUCCUCCUUACCCAUGUGCUUUUUGAAUUCUCUUGUGCCAUUAGUGAUGCAAAAUAAACUUUGUCUAGUUAGAGACUGCA